AUGGUAUGCUUUAAGGCGGAUGGGGAAGGCAGUUCCCGAGAUCAAGCAAAUGAAACUGGUGCAUCUACAAGCAACAAACCAUCAACAUCCGCUCCAAGUACAAAUACGAGGGUAGCAAAUGUGGCUGCUACCGAAACCGUUGCAUCAAACUUCGCUCAGAAGAGAACAUCCAAUGUACUUCUUGCUACGGCUGUAGUCAUUAUCGAAGACGACGGGGGAGCUCGCUACCCAGCGCGAGCGUUACUUGAUUCCGGUUCGGAAUGCAAUUUUAUCUCGGAAAGGCUAUGUCAACGGUUGAAUGUGUCAAGAGAGAAGGUGGACAUUUCUGUCCUAGGCGUUGGCCAUGCGUCAACUCAGGUUAACCAACAAUUUCAAGCGACAAUCAAAUCUCGAAUCUCGUCAUUUUCGCGCAAAAUGAGCUUUCUUGUUUUGUCAAGGGUUACGGUCAAUCUACCUACAGUAACAGUGCAAAUAUCGGGAUGGGAGAUCCCAGAUGGAAUCGAUCUAGCGGAUCCCACUUUCUUCCAAUCAAAAGGUGUGGAUUUAGUGCUAGGCAUUCAGGCAUUCUUUAGCUUCUUCAAGAAAGGCAAUGAAUUAUCGCUGGGCGAUGGUUUACCACUACUUAACGAGUCGGUUUUCGGUUGGGUAGUUGCCGGAGAAGUAGAUUCUACUAGAAAGACCACACGCAUAGUAUGUAACAUGGCGGUAUCUGACACUUUGGAGAAGUUAAUGGAGCGGUUUUGGUCCUGCGAGGAAGUGGGAAGCGGAAAAAUUUACUCUCCAGAGGAGGCGCGCUGUGAGGAGCAGUUUGGGCGCACUAUUCACCGAGAAUCAAACGGUCGGUACACAGUAACACUUCCCAAGAACGAGGCGGUCUUGGAACGGUUAGGGUCAUCAAAGGAUAUCGCCAUGAAACGCUUUCAAGGACUGGAAAGAAGGCUUUCCAGGGACGAUGAACUUCGCCGACAAUACGAGGAUUUCAUGACAGAAUACCUUCAGCUUGGACACAUGCGAAGGCUGGACGAUUCCCAGGAAGACAAGGUCAAACGAUGUUACUUACCGCAUCAUCCUGUAGUGAAAGAGUCCAGUACCACAACUAAGGUGAGAGUGGUCUUCGAUGCUUCAUGCAAAACGUCAACUGGAAUUUCGCUAAAUGAUGCGUUACUCGUCGGACCAAUCGUGCAGCAAGAUCUUCGCGCAAUCAUACUACGUUGUCGAACUCGCCAGGUAAUGGUUGUCGCAGAUGUCGAAAAAAUGUUUCGGCAGAUUAAUAUGGAUCAGGCAGAUGUACCCUUACAGAGCAUCUUAUGGAGGUUUUCCCAUGAAGAAGUGGUUAAUACGUUCGAGCUUACGACGGUCACCUACGGCACAAAACAAGCACCGUUUCUAGCCACGCGGACACUCAAACAGCUGGCAUUUGACGAACAAGGUCGAUUUCCUCUGGCAGCACAAGCAGCAGAUGAAGACAUCUACAUGGACGAUGUAAUAUCUGGGGCUGAUGACAUCGAAACCGCUAUGCAGCUCAGGAUGCAAUUCGAUGCAAUGAUGUUGAGCGGUGGAUUCAGACUGCGAAAAUGGGUUUCCAACUGCGAAAGGGUCUUAGAAGGAAUACCGAAGGAAAAUCGAGCACUACCAGGGGCGGACGAAAUUACUUGGGAUAAAGAUGAUACAGUUAAAACACUUGGGUUAUCAUGGCUGCCCAAAACGAAUUGCCUGAAAUUUCAAUUUACUAUACCUACACUUACACCAAAUCAAUCUCUAACCAAGCGCAUGAUUCUGUCUAUCAUCGCAUCACUCUUCGACCCCUUGGGGAUCUUGGGGGCAACCAUCGUAACGGCCAAGAUUUAUAUGCAACAACUGUGGAACUAUUGUAACAAAGAUGGGCAACGUUUGGAAUGGGACGAAUCUAUACCUACAACGGUAGGUGAGGAGUGGCGAAGUUAUCAGCUACAACUGCCUUCGCUAAAUUUGCUUCGGAUUCCACGAUGUGCGGUCGCACCGGAAAGCAUAGAUAUCGAGAUCCAUUGUUUCUCAGACGCCUCUGAGAAGGCGUAUGGAGCUUGCUUAUACCUUCGCAGUAGGGAUACCAACGGAAGAAUUACAGUCCAGCUUUUAACUUCGAAAUCGAAGGUAGCACCAUUAAAGGUUCAAACGUUACCGAGACUGGAGUUGUGUGGCGCUCUACUAGCGGCGCAGCUUGUGGAGAAAGUUUCGGAUGCAGUGAAGGGUAUCAGCAAGGUUCAUUUCUGGACCGACUCAACGUGUGUUCUUCAGUGGCUGAAAGCAGAAUCACCAAAUGUUUGGAGUAGUUUUGUGGCAAAUCGUGUAUCAAAAAUUCAGGCUAUUUCGGAAAAUCAUUCUUGGCAUCACGUCCCAGGUAUCUGCAAUCCCGCAGAUCUAAUAUCGCGUGGUAUUCUACCGAAUGCAGUAGAAGGAAACAGUUUGUGGUGGGAGGGCCCAGACUGGUUACAGGAGAAAGCUGAUAAAUGGCCCAGUCAGCCGAAUAUUAAUUAUACUGACGCACCAGAAAUGCGACGAAGUACAGUAACCGUUAUCGCAACUAAACUGCCAACAUUCACAACAAGCUUCAUUGUAAAAUUCUCAUCCUACAGUCAGCUCAUCCGGGCCACUGCUUAUUGGUUACGGUUAAUUGCUAUCUUACAGCACAAGGAAAGCGGUAAGAGAAAGGGAUUUCUCAGUACAAACGAGCUGCGAGAAGCGGAAACUGUAAUACUACGGAAGGUACAGCAGGAAUCAUUUGGAGAUGAACUGAAUGCUCUGAAAGGUGGAAAAUCUGUUUCUCGUGGUUCCUCGCUUCGAUGGUUCAUCCCAGCUAUAGGAGAAGAUGGUACUCUGCGGGUAGGUGGCAGGUUAAGUCACUCUCAGGAAUCGUUUGAUACAAAACACCCAAUUAUUAUGCCAGCCUGA
Molecule: messenger RNA, 2928 nt
Organism: Topomyia yanbarensis
Lineage: Eukaryota; Metazoa; Arthropoda; Insecta; Diptera; Culicidae
Exons: 1
Coding region: 1-2928 (975 amino acids)
Molecular function (GO): nucleic acid binding
Source: RefSeq, a predicted model, not a curated record